CGGGGGCGAGUCUCGAUAAACAUGGUGGACUUUUGAAGCGAGACCGUCCUAGUCUGAGACGAUUUUGUAGAAAACAAGUGGAUUUCUGACUGCUGAUCUCAUCAAGCUCUGCGCGAAACCACAGGGCGACUAAGUGCGUGAAUCGACACUUAAAAUUAACCUCGGUGACGUGCUAUUCGAGGCACCAAUUCGCCUGGAGACACGCGUUACAUGUUACGGCCGCUGCGGCGCCGGCGUCGCCGUUUAUAAGCUCGGCUCGGAGGCUGUCGUUCGCCAGUGGAGGAAUCGCACCGAGAGCCGCUGUGUCGCGCGUAGCAGGCUGCCGGCGAUUGCUUUCUGUCUGCGGAGCGGCGGCCACUGAGCCGUUGGACACUUAGUGAGAAGCACCACCGCCACGAUGAGGGCCACCCUGCCGCUGAUGGCCAGCCUGCUCGCCCUGGCUGGACUCGCGAGCAGCGAACUUUUUGACCAACCCUCGCACGAUGAUCUCAAAAACGUGAUGCCCUACGAGUCCAUCAGCUACUCGGCGGCCAAUGUGAGUGUCGCCUACAAGUCGACCACCAAGUUCAACCCCAAGGGGAUGGGCCACCUCUACAUGGUCACCGCCAUGUUCAUGCAGUACAUCCAGAAGGGAGACCCACUGCCUAAAGGUUUCUUAACCGUGAAGCAGGGCCGCUUGGACGUGGACGAAAUCCAGUCCAAACUUGUGACUGACUGGCACAAGGUGGUGCUCCACUACGCCGGUCCGUUGAUGCUGGCGAUGGGCACCCUGCUUUUCGGCGUGGUGAUGCCCUGCGCCGGCUUCCUCUUCUGUUGCUGUCGCUGCUCGGGCAAGUGCGGAGCCAGGUCGCACGCCUAUGAUAAGAAACACGAUCCCUGCAAGCGAGCCUUCCUGGGCAUCAUCCUCGCCACGUUCGCUACUAUCAUUCUGUUCGGCGUGGUGUGCGCGUUUGUCACCAAUCAGUACAUGGACGACGGCGUGCAUGAGUUGCCCGACAAUGCUCGGACGGGGCUCGGCGAUGUGGAGCUCUACAUGUCAAACACCAAAGAGGAAGUAAACACAUUACUUGUCACAAACUACAGAGAGUUGCAGACUGUCUUAAAUGAAAUUCUUGAAGCUAGUGGCCAAAUUGUCAAGGAUAAAUUAGCAGAAGUCUCAAAAGCGGUCGCACUCAAUAAUCUGACCGCAAUCGCUACAGGUCUGACUAAAAUCAAGGGUGAUCUCUCAGACAUUAGCAAAAUAUCUCAAGAACUUCAGCGCUUUGGUCUGCAGCUCAAUGCUGGUAUGACGGAAAUCAAAGAGAAGCUGAAGAGCAGGAUUGAAAAGUGCCAACAACCUUGCCGAGAUGCCCUAACUCAGUUCAAAAUCUAUGGAGUCUCCGCAAAAUCUGAUUUUAGCAAAUUGUUGGACAAAUAUGUGCCAAAGCUUUCCAAUCUCUCUGCCAACUACCAAAAACUUGCAUUUGAGAUCGACUCCAACAUUGGCAAUGAGGUCAUGAAGGGCAAGAGAGCCUUUGAUGACAUUCAGUUCAGAAUCCAGCACGAAGUAAACACCACCAUCCCUCGCAUCAAGCAGUCCAUUCAAAAAGCUGGAAAAGCAUGCGAAGACACGGCUCUCAAGAUCAAUAGAGCUAUUGAAAACAGCCAGCAGAUCCCUCAAAAUGCCAUCGGCAAGAUCGACCGGGGCGAGGACUACAUCAAGGAGUAUGCUAUCUACAGGUACUACGUGGACACGACGGUCAGCAGUCUCCUGCUGCUCAUCCUCAUCUGCCUCACUUUUGGCCUCUUCUAUGGCUUCUGCGGCAAGAAGGUGGAUCUGAUGUAUGGAACCGAUGACUACUGCUGCAACAAGGGCACUGGAGGCAGAUACCUGAUGGCAGCGGUUUAUCUGAUGUUCCUGUUCACGAUCGGCCUGGCUGCGGUUGCGGUCAUCCACCUUCUGCUCGGUGUUGUCGCUGAAAAGACUGUCUGUGAAUCUCUGAAGGACCCUACUCCCAACAACCAGGUCAUGUCCUUGGUUAACGACCUUGUGAAAAACAUGGACCGGGACCCAAAGAGCACCACUGCAGGAAUCAACGUUACCCACAUGAUCAGCUCGUGCCACCGAAAUGAAAGCAUUUAUAAAGUUCUGAGUCUUGAAGCCAUGAUGAACGUCUCCCAAGUAUCACAGUUCAAGUUCGGAAUCGCAGAUGAAAUGGCUGAAAUGCAGAAGCAAAUCAAGAUCAGCAAUGACGUUACCAUUCUGACUGAUGAAGCUAAAACUCGCCUGCUUGAAUUAGCGUCUUCCUCACUCUCCGAUCUCAACUUCACGUCCUACAUUGAUCUAGUAGAAAAUCAAAUCGCAUCAAUCGACUUGAACAAACUCAUCCUUGUAAUAAACGAGACCACCAAGAAACUGAGGCCAGAAGACACUGUUUACUACGAACUCAGGAAUGAUGUCAUGUACAUCGAAGGCUUCCAGGUCAACGUGCUAGAUAAGAUGAUUGACCUGUCCAAACGCUUGAGGGAGAGCACAAACAACCUUCAGGAAGAUCUGAAGUUCAACUACACCAGCUUGCGACAGGCCAUCGACCAGCUGCUCAGGGAAGUUGACGACGCGCAGGAAUACCUACAGCAACAUGGACCUGAUGAAGUUGUCAAGCUUGCUCAAAUAUUCGUGGACGAGUUCAUGAAGCACAUCGAAAACUACUACUUGAGGGUAGUGUCGAUGACCAAGAACUCCAUUGGAAAGUGCUGGCCAAUUAGUCAAGCGUACAAUGCUACUGUGAUAUCAAUGUGCAGCAAAAUAGUGAAUCCUUUCAAUGGUUACUGGGUGAGCAUUGGCUGGUGUCUGGCUCUCUUUUUGCCAUGCAUUGUCGUGUGCGUGAUUCUGGCCAGCUUGUACAGCAAGAGCAACACAUACUUGGGCCCGCUGGACACUGACAUGUAUGAUGCAUACGGUGAUCGAGAUAACAUUCCACUGAACGUUCAUGACAAGAAAUACGGAGGAGGGGGUCACCAUCGCAGCAUGGGGGGCCAGCAGGCCCUCCAAGAGUCAUAUGACAACCAGAAUGGAUACGAUGGGGAUUACAGUGGCGGCGGCGUUGGCAGCUCUGGAGCUGGCCAUGGACCCAGUGGACGAGGGCGCAGGCCGAUGACCGGAGAGGGAUCCAGAUACAGAGACACUGCUGCCACUCCAAAGCAUUGGGACUUCCCAGCUGGAGGCCCUCCCCACUACCGCAGCCCACCGCCUGGUGCUGAGUACGAGCGCCCACCGCCAUACUACUAUCCUGGUCCAGGUGUUGCGGUGGCGAGCGCCCGACUGCCCCCUGACGGGCAUCAGCCUCCCAUCCCACACACCAGAGGACCAGAAAUGACAGGCUCCUCCUGCCGAAGCAGUACAAGCAGCAGCGACGGAAGCUCCGGGGGCACCGGCACUACCACCACUGCUGGAACACCAGCCGUGCACACCUACCAGAAACUGGAGGCCCUCGAGAGCCGACUAUAUCAUGGAGGAGCAGCUCUUGUGCCGGCAUCCACGUGGCGCCGUCAGCCACGUGUGAACCCCUCUCGUCCCCGGAGCUAGGCGCCCCCCGAAGCUCAAUCUCAACAGUCCCUCUUCUUGUCUGUUUCGCACUCAUUCCUCUCGUUGAACGCGUCAGUUUUGCCAUCGACUUUGGACGAUCUUGCUCGUACAUCGCGCGUCAAGCGCUGCUGCAGCGACCUGUCCCUUUACCCACCACCACAAUACCCUCCUCCUCCCGCCCCCCUGAAAGAAACCUUUCCUCGAUGUGCCACAAAAUAUUUUGAAUCCUCAAUUCACAUGGCCGCGGUCUGUGUAAAUAUAAGGAAAACAUUCAUGAUAAUAUUUUAUUAUUCUGUCUUUCAACGUGGGUUACAAAACAUAUUAAUAUUUGAACGAUUCACAGCUAGUUUGUAGAAUCUCGUCGGUACAAUUAAAACAUAAAAACAUAAUAGAAAAAUCACCCUGCACUGAUUUUUAUAAAGAUCUGCAGCAAAAAGUGCUGUUUUUUUAUUAAUUUCAAUAUAAAUUGCAAUCUCAACUUGUGGAUUGCGCAGGAACGUUGAAAUAAAGAGUGAACAAAUAUGUAAAAGAACACAGGAUAUGAAACUGUGGUUUCUGUAAGACCAUUAUAGACUUAUAGGCAUUAAAUAAAUUCUCUUUGUGUAGAUGAUUUUCUUAUGACGACUUUAUAGAGUAGACACAUUGCAGUAUAACUCUAACUUACGAAAUGAAAGACAUUUUGAUUGUAACUGCAAGAAUGAUAGUGAGGGCGAAACUGUGUGUAAAUAAUUCCAAAUAUUGGAAAAAAUGUUGAUUGAUUUGUCAUACUUCAAAAUUCAAGUGGUUACAAUCCAAGAUUGCAAAAAUAACGUAGAUUCAAGACAAUGAAAACCGCUUAUUUCUGUUUGUCAGUUUUUAAAUUUCCUUGCAAAUUGUAUAAAACUUGUAAUAACGUUUCAAAUAAAAUUUGAAGCUUAGAAAUUGUGCAAUUCCUAGAACACCUGUUUGACUAAUGCAUGUCCAAGUUGAAAGUUGGAGUGAUUUGCGUUUGAUGGCAAAUAUUAUUUGAGAGUAAGUGCGAGUAAAUUUUUGUAUCAUUUUGUCAAAAAAGAAUGAAAUCUCGUUAUGUUAAAAUGAUGUUUUUAUGUGUAUGAAUACAAAUAAAUGUAUCUAUGUGGAAGAGCCGUA
Molecule: messenger RNA, 4693 nt
Organism: Cloeon dipterum
Lineage: Eukaryota; Metazoa; Arthropoda; Insecta; Ephemeroptera; Baetidae
Gene: promL
Product: prominin-like
Exons: 19
Coding region: 398-3565 (1055 amino acids)
Cellular component (GO): membrane
Source: RefSeq, a predicted model, not a curated record